CAAAUACCUAUAAAAUUUAAAGUCUAUUCACGUAAACAUUUUCAUAACGGCUCGUAAAACAAAACAUUGCGAAGGCUCAUUUGUGUUUUAAUUAAGCAUAACAAUAUAGUUGUAUAUAAGUGACAAAUAUCCUGAAUAAAUGAGUAGAGAUAAUAUUUUAGUGAAACAUGUGUUGUAAGUUGGGACUUGUCGUCGUAUCGAUUGUGGUAUUAUUACAACUAACGGAAACUAAAGAGAGUCUUGAGUCCGAUAUUUGCAAAGAUUUCAUGAGCUACGUCAAAAAACAUCAACAAAAACACAACAAAGAUGAUAGGGAGGAAAAAGACUCAGCUGAGGAUAAGAAAAAGGCUGAUAAAAAGAAGAAUUUUGAUGAACGAUUGGAGAAAUAUCUAGAAAACAAAUUUCCCUGGUGGCCUAAAAAACAAAUCGAAGACUUGGAUGCAACUGAAAAACCAAAGUCAACUGCGACGCCCUUGGAAGGAUUGGUGACGAGUUACGUUGACUUCGUAUCUUAUUUAUUUAAGAUGUUAUAAAUAAAUUAUUUUAUUAUUUUC
Messenger RNA from Colias croceus (clouded yellow), 554 nucleotides. RefSeq lists its product as uncharacterized. The record is from RefSeq and is a predicted model, not a curated record. The transcript is spliced from 5 exons. NCBI's taxonomy places the organism in Eukaryota, Metazoa, Arthropoda, Insecta, Lepidoptera, Pieridae. The coding region runs from base 168 to 533 and encodes 121 amino acids.